GUGGGCACAGCAGAGGCCAGAAGAGCAGCUGUUCUUAGUGGAUGGAGCCAGAGGAGUUAAGUUAAAUCCAUGCCCGGGUCUGGGAGAAUCCAGCAUGGACUGUCUCUACUGUUUCCUGGGAUUUCUGCUUCUGGCUGCAAGAUGGCCACUGGAUGCCGCCAAACGCUUUCAGGAUGUGCUGGGCAAUGAAAGACCUUCUAGUUAUAUGAUGGAGCAAAGCCAAUUAAAUGGCUGGUCCUCAGAUGAAAAUGAUUGGAAUGAAAAACUCUAUCCAGUGUGGAAGAGGGGAGACUCAAGGUGGAAACAUUCCUGGAAAGGAGGCCAUGUGCAGGCAUCUCUGACCAGUGACUCACCUGCACUGGUAGGCUCAACUAUAUCAUUUGUGGUGAACCUGGUAUUUCCCAGAUGCCAAAAGGAAGAUGCCGAUGGCAACAUAGUCUAUGAGGAGAACUGCAGAAAUGAUACCGGCCCGUCUCCCGAGCAGUAUGUUUACAACUGGACAGCAUGGGCAGAGGACAGCGACUGGGGAAAUGGCAGCAGCCAUGGCCAUCACAACGUGUUUCCUGAUGGGAAACCUUUCCCUCGCCCCCCUGGAUGGAAGAAAUGGAAUUUUGUCUACGUCUUUCACACACUUGGUCAGUAUUUCCAGAAAUUGGGACGGUGUUCAGCGAGAGUUUCUAUAAACACAGCCAACGUGACACUUGGCCCUCAAGUCAUGGAUGUCACUGUUUACAGAAGACACGGCAGGACAUAUGUUCCCAUUGCAAAAGUGAAAGAUGUGUAUGUGGUGACAGAUCAGAUUCCCAUAUUUGUGACGAUGUCCCAGAAGAACAACCGAAAUUCAUCUGAUGAAACCUUCCUCAGGAACCUCCCUAUUAUUUUCAAUGUCCUGGUUCAUGACCCCAGCCAUUUCCUCAAUAAGUCUGCCAUUGACUACAGGUGGAACUUUGGGGACAACACUGGUCUAUUUGUUUCCAGCAGUGAUACUUGGAAUCACACAUACGUGCUCAAUGGAACCUUCAACCUUAACCUCACUGUGCAGGCCACAGUGCCUGGACCUUGUCUUUCACCUUCCCCCAGGCCUCCACUAGUCACCACUUCUCCAGUGCCUACUAGUGACAACCCCUGGGAGUUGAGAGAGAGUUCUGAUGAAAACUGCCAGAUUAUCAGAAAUGGUUACUUUACAGCCAGCAUCACAAUUAUAGAGGGAAUUCUGGAGGUUAACAUCAUCCAGAUGACAGAUGUCCUGAUGCCCAUGCCACAGCCUGACGACUCCCUGGUGGAUUUUGUCGUGACCUGCCAGGGGACAAUUCCCACAGAGGUCUGUACCAUAAUUUCCGACCCCACUUGCCAAAUUCCGCAGAACACAGUCUGCGACCCUGUGAAUGUGGACACAGGCUACCCCUGCUUGCUGACGGUGAGAAGAGCCUUCAGCAGGUCUGGAACAUACUGUCUGAACCUCACUCUGGGUGAUGAUGCCAGCCUGGCCUUCACCAGCACCCUCGUCUCCAUUCCUGGUAAAGACACAGCCUCCCCUCUUAGAAUGGCAAAUGGUGUCCUGAUCUCCAUUGGUUGCUUGGCUAUAUUUAUCACUGUGAUUGCCUUCUUCAUGUACAAAAAACACAAGGAAUAUAAACCAAUAGAAAACAGUACUGGGAUCGUGGUCAAAGGCAGAGGCCUGAAUAUUUUCCUCAGCCGUGCAAAGGCCGUGUUCUUCCCUGGAAACAAGGAAAAAGAUCCACUGCUCAAGAACUAACCAGAAAUUCUUUAAAUAUUCAGCCUUAUUUCUGAACAAUGGCUUACUAUUUGAUGCCACUCUUUACAUGAGCUGUGCUAGAUGGAUUCCUUUUCACUUUUUUCACUGAAGAUUACUCUAAAUAUAUACUUUGGUUCAAGGAGGUCUACUUUUUUUAUGGAUUAAAUGUCAUUACAGUGAAAUGAAGAGGAAUGAUACUGCAUGAAACCUCAGACAUGUUGUAUUACUGAGAAAAGUAGUUAGCCCUACUUUCUUUCAUUGUGAUUUGAGUUUCACUUAUGCUGAUAGGUGAUUUGUGGAUAGAUGUACCGUGUCAACUGAAUAGUGGCAAAGGUCCUGUUUAUUAGAGCCUGACCUAGGUUGGACACUUUCUAGCUUUCCAUAUGGCCAGAUGCAUGGAAUGAAUGUGUUCCUGUCCUUAAGAUCACAGUCCAAACUAACCAAAUUGUAUUUCAAUGAACAUGUAUGAUCUGCCAGAAGAAUGAUAAAGGUCAAGUCUUAAAUAUGUGGUGUGUGGUUGUUAAACUAAAAAGAAAAAGCUUAUCUUAUAAACAAGUGGGAAUAUUUUCCUGACAAUCUGCCAUGACUAGCUAUGUGAAGGAAUGACAUUCAUUCAUUCAUUUAUUCCAUGGGCAUUUCGUUAGUGCUUUCUGUAUAUUAUGCAUGUUGCUAGGUGCAUGGGCCUGCACUUGGAGUACUCACACUCCUCUAGCUACAUCUAAAUUUCUAUACAUGCUGGCGCUUGCGUUUGAAAUCAUGUAUUAUUAUUUUUCCAGAGAAGGAGGUCCCUGGUUUUCCUGUUUAAGUGAUAUAUUUAGAAACUUGAUCAGUAAAGUUUGUAUCUCCAUUUGUAACUAAAACCAUCUACCAUGUGAGACAUGACAUUUCUUUUUUCUCCUUCCUGAAAAAUAAAGUCUGAAAACAGACAAUAUCUUGGAAGUGCAAUGUUUUUCCCAAGUUGUUGCUGGCCUUUCAUUUUUAUUUAUAGUGCUUGACAAAUUAAAAAAUGUUUAACACUGCCCCAUAGAGCACUGACAUUCUUGUAUUUUAUAUUAUAAAA
Messenger RNA from Talpa occidentalis (Iberian mole), 2816 nucleotides. It is a transcript of the gene GPNMB, whose product is annotated as glycoprotein nmb. Lineage: Eukaryota; Metazoa; Chordata; Mammalia; Eulipotyphla; Talpidae. The transcript has 11 exons. The coding region runs from base 95 to 1756 and encodes 553 amino acids. Gene Ontology annotation, molecular function: integrin binding. Gene Ontology annotation, biological process: cell adhesion. The record is from RefSeq and is a predicted model, not a curated record.